GAGUGUCGGAACAGCAGGAUGCUCAGAAAGGCAACAGCUCUCCAUGCAUGGUCCUGCGCAGACAUAAAACCCUGUCCAAGGUGGUGACAGGGCCACCCCUGGGGACCAUGCUCAGCAUCCUGAUGGAGCUCUGCCCCAGCACUGGCUUUGCUGAGGCACAUUGGCUCUCCCUCCUCUUUCUGGCCGCACUGAGUGUUCCCUCACUGCCAAAAUCCCUGCCUGCAGCAUAUGGUGACAAUGGAGGGCCUCAGGAGGGCACAGGUCUGAUUCAGUGUGGGGAGUACAGCAACCAGGUGCUGCCCAAUGGCCGCUGCAAGAUCGUGGCCACACUGCCCCAGGGGGAUGAGCAGCGGUGCCCAGACAUGUUUCGCUGUACCGACGAGGUGUCUUAUUGGCUCCACGAGAAUGAGGAACGCAAGCAGCAGAUACUGGAGAUGCGGGAGCUGAUCUCAGAGCUUCAGGAGGAGCUGAGAAACCACCGACAUCGCAUCAAGGUCCUGGAGCUCCAGCAUGAAGAGGCAGCUGGGAGGAACCACAGCCUGGAGCAGCGAGUACAGGACCUGGAGCAGAGGUACAGCGAGGCCAGCACCCUGCAGCACAUCCAGGCCACGCUGCUCUAUGACAUGCAGGCACAGAUCAACAAUAUCUCCGUGCUGACCGACUGGGUCUGGCGGAACCCCACCUGCCUCAACCCUGCUGAGAUGAGGCUGCAGGAGGAGAUGGAGCGGCCAGAUAUGAGGCACGUCAGGAACUGCCCCAUUGACUGCGCUUCUGUUUACUACAACAGGCUCCGUCGAUCUGGGAUCUACAGCAUCAUGCCCUCUGUUGGAGGGAUGCCCAUCGAAGUGUUGUGUGAAAUGGACACUGAAGGUGGGGGCUGGACAGUCAUCCAGAAGCGUCAGGACGGCUCAGUUGACUUCAAUAGGACCUGGAAUGAAUAUAGGGAAGGUUUUGGGGAUCUGAAUGGUGAAUUCUGGCUGGGCAACGAGAACAUCCACAAGAUAACGAGCCAGGGAGACUACUCUCUGCGUAUCGACAUGGAGGACUGGAACAACAAACACAAGCAUGCCUUCUACCAGAUCUUCAGCAUUGAGGACGAGGCCAACUCUUACCGCCUGCACGUGGAUGGGUUCAGCGGGACGGUGGAGGAUUCCUUUGCCUGGUACCACAACAAGAGGAGCUUCAGCACGCCUGACUCAGGGAACAUCUGUGCUGAGAUCUCCCACGGGGGCUGGUGGUACCACCAGUGCUUCUUCUCCAACCUCAACGGGGUGUACUACAAGGGUGGCCGAUACUCCAUUAAGAACCGCAAGAUCCUCGGGCCGGAUGGCGUUGUGUGGUACUCAUGGAAGGACACAGACUACUACUCCCUGAGGAAGGUCGUCAUGAUGAUUCGACCACGCACUUUCCGGCCCCACAUCUCCCCAUGAAGGAGCCGUGGGCAUUCUUCAAUUCACCUAAGAGUGAAUGCUGGGAACAGAGGGCUGGAAAUAGCUUGUUGUGAGGAAAAACUGGAGACGCCCAAGGAACCGAGCCACCAUCCUUCCUGAAUUGAACCAACAGCAGAAGUGUCAAGGCCUUCAGCAAGUGACUGGGGGAUAAAAGUUCUUCUGACAACAUGGAGGUGGGUGAUGAGAACUGCUUUGUAGAGAUGAGCAUGGAGCUUGCUGGUUCUCCAGGUAGCAGCAGUCCUUGGUGUGCUUGGGCUUCCUCAGGGCCAGAGCCCAAAUCUGGACAUUGGUUUUGGCUGGGUGAUGGGAAUUUAAGUUGAAUGGAGAUGCUGAGUACUCUGAAUGCAAAUCUGACAGUAAUUUCAGGCCAAGAAUCUUGUGGACAUUUUCCACAUAGGAUGUGAUUGGUCAGUUUUUUCUCUGUAAAAGAUGAGCAUCUCUCUGGGCAUGGCUGUUUCUGUGUUCAGGUGGCCAUGUGUGUAUUUAGUACUGAUGAUCCACCACUAUCACACACAGAUGUCCUAGGGUGGGUUCAAGGUGCUAAGACAGCCCUGGGGACGAGGGGAAACCAAGGUUGGACGGAUUCCAGAGAUGGAUUCAUGGGAAAAAUGGAGGAAAGUCUGCAGCGGUCCCUGCGUCUGUAGCAGGGACAAUUUAGCUGCAGCAAUUAUGCUCAAAAUAAAAGGAUUUAAGAAUCAAAUUGUUGACUGCUUUCCAUUUUCCGUUCUGUUUUCACCUUUCUAACCUUUUGCUGGCAAAGAACUGAACUUCUGAUGAACUUUCUAUCCACCUCAAAAGUGGUCUGCAGGAAUGGUUAGGUAUGACUUUAAGUCUUCUUUAACUGCCUUACUCUGGAUAAAGAUUGUCACUGGUCACUGUUCUCUUUUAAUUUUUGUAGCCACCUUUCAAGCAUUCAAAAAAGGAGU
Messenger RNA from Meleagris gallopavo (turkey), 2377 nucleotides. RefSeq names its product angiopoietin-4-like. Gene Ontology annotation, cellular component: fibrinogen complex. The record is from RefSeq and is a predicted model, not a curated record. Gene Ontology annotation, molecular function: extracellular matrix structural constituent; protein-macromolecule adaptor activity. Gene Ontology annotation, biological process: blood coagulation; blood coagulation, common pathway; fibrinolysis. NCBI's taxonomy places the organism in Eukaryota, Metazoa, Chordata, Aves, Galliformes, Phasianidae.